This is a messenger RNA of Nothoprocta perdicaria, 2413 nucleotides long. RefSeq names its product heparan sulfate-glucosamine 3-sulfotransferase 1 (gene HS3ST1). Bases 192 to 1154 code for a protein of 320 amino acids. The record is from RefSeq and is a predicted model, not a curated record. The transcript has 2 exons. Gene Ontology annotation, molecular function: [heparan sulfate]-glucosamine 3-sulfotransferase activity. Lineage: Eukaryota; Metazoa; Chordata; Aves; Tinamiformes; Tinamidae.
UCGCGCUGCCCGCGCUCCGCUCCGCGUCGCCAGCGGGCGCCCAUGGCAGGGCGGGCCGCGCCGCAAAGUUUCUGUCUGAGAAAUACGAGUUCGCUCAGCAAAACAAAAACAACUUUUAAAGGUUGUUCUCUGUGGAAAUCACUCCGUGCCCCAUUACCUGCUUGAGUGAAACCAGACUAAGAACCUCUGUCAUGGCAGCUUUUCUGCUGGGAGCCGUGUUGCUUAUUGUUCAACCUCAUAUAGUGCCUUCCAGACCAGCUGUAAAUUCAAAGGCUGAGACGUCUUCUCAGUCUGUUCCAAGAGAGUUUUUAAAGAAAACAUCUCAAAAAAAUGACUUCAAGGAAAGCAUUCAUUCUAAUGGAUCGUGCCAGCAGCUGCCACAGACUAUUAUUAUUGGAGUGAGGAAAGGGGGAACGAGAGCUUUGCUAGAGAUGCUGAGCCUCCAUCCAGAUAUCGCGGCAGCAGAAAGUGAAGUUCACUUCUUUGACUGGGAAGACCAUUAUGGAAACGGAUUGCAGUGGUAUAUUAAUCAAAUGCCCUUCUCUUUCCCCCACCAGAUCACCGUGGAAAAAACUCCAGCAUAUUUCACAUCACCGAAAGUGCCUGAAAGAGUUUAUAACAUGAACCAAUCAAUGAGGUUACUCCUGAUUUUAAGAGACCCAAGCGAGAGAGUGCUCUCAGAUUACACCCAAGUGUUCUAUAAUCACAUGCAGAAGCACAAGCCGUACCCAUCCAUUGAACAAUUCCUCAUUAAAGAUGGUGAACUCAAUGUGGACUACAAGGCAAUAAACAGAAGCCUCUAUUACAUUCACAUGCGAAACUGGUUGAAGUAUUUUCCUCUUGAUCGCAUCCACAUUGUAGAUGGGGAUAAACUAAUCAAAGAUCCCUUUCCAGAAAUAGAGAAAGUAGAGCGAUUUUUGAAGUUGUCACCACAGAUAAAUGCUUCAAACUUUUAUUUCAAUAAAACUAAAGGCUUCUAUUGCCUAAGGGACAGUGGUAGGGAACGCUGUUUACAUGAGUCAAAAGGACGAGCUCACCCACAGGUAGAUACCCGGUUACUUGAGAAACUGCAUGCGUAUUUCCAUGAACCCAACAAGAAAUUUUUUGAGCUUGUGGGCAGAACAUUUGACUGGCACUCAUUUGUGGCAAGUUAGUGGUAAGCUUCAGAACCUAUGUUCCAGUGUACAUUUAGAAAUUCUGAAAAGGGCAUUUAAGCUAUAAUUUAUUUGUAAAAUCCAUAAAUACUUCUGUACAGUAUUAGAUUCACAAUUGCCAUAUAUACUAGUUAUAUUUUUCUACUUGUUAAAUUUGAAAGCAUUUUGUAUUGUUUUUCAUGGUUGUUAACAUUGUGUAUUAUGUGUCUAUAUGAAGAAACUAAAAUAUUUCACUGCAGAAGAUACUCUCUUGAGAAUGUGUUGUCUUUUUAAGAAAUAAGAGAUUCCUUUCGACAGAACCUUUCAGAAUUAUCUGAAUAUUUUGGUCUUUCUGGACUAUUCAGGACUUUUCCCUUUAAUUGAUAAGGAAUAUACCAAACUUUACAUUUCCCUUUCUCUUGCUUUAAAACAUGUUGCUUAAUAAUUUAUUUUUAUUUGAAAAUGUUCUUGUGGUUAGCAAAAUAUUCCAUCCUGCUUUACAAAAUUAUUUCUUGAUAAAGUGGUACUUCUGAUACAUGCUGGAACAUGCACAUCCAAGGGACAACGAAAUGCUCUGUAAUAAGACAUAUUAACUGCUGCACUUACCUUCAUAUUUAAUGUUAUAGCAAGUGCUUCAGGAAUUCUUUGGAAGUACAUUGCUAGUUUCAUGGCAGAUUUCUAAGAUUCUGUGGGGACCAGCUCAUAAAAUCUACAAUUGGCUGCGGAAAUGCAGCCAACCUGAAACAGUCUCAGAAUGUAUGUAUACUUCUUAAGGGAAGAGAGAGAGUUGAGAGAGGAAAAAAAAAAGCAAUAUGGGGACGCUUUAAGGGUUGCUUAUGACUGUUUCUAAAUUUUAUAGCAUAUAUUUAUGCUGUGCCACCACUGAAAACCAAUACAUACAUCAGAAAAAUUGCCUGCUUUAAACUUUAGUUCAUUCUUACAUAUAUUAAUACUUGUAUCCAGUUUAAGACUGUUUCAAUGAAAUACUAAUGAAAGCCACCCAUGGAUUACUGCUGUUUCCAAGAUCAAUGAUGUUGAAUUUUGAUUGGAUUCCAGCUUUGUUUGUUGUGGAAUUAACCCCAAUUCCAUGAAUUGUUAUGGUCCUCCAUCUACUAGAAAUGGAAGUUAGUCACUAGUGUAUUCCAACUGUAAAAACUGUAGCUCCUUGUCUAGGGUAGGAGUUCCAAUGUUCUGAUGGCCACCAAUUUCCAGAGCUAGAGCUAAUCCUUUGUCCAGACAAGGCUUAGUAGAGUACUGCCAUUAUGAAUUCCUGAUUUUCA